Messenger RNA from Salvia hispanica, 2245 nucleotides. Its product is annotated as calmodulin-binding protein 60 B-like. Lineage: Eukaryota; Viridiplantae; Streptophyta; Magnoliopsida; Lamiales; Lamiaceae. Gene Ontology annotation, biological process: regulation of salicylic acid biosynthetic process. Gene Ontology annotation, molecular function: DNA-binding transcription factor activity; calmodulin binding; sequence-specific DNA binding. Gene Ontology annotation, cellular component: nucleus. The record is from RefSeq and is a predicted model, not a curated record.
UCGUUUUGAAUAGUUGUGAUCACUCUCUACACGCUACAUUUGGCAUUCUAUAUAAAUCGCAUCACCAACGCCACUCCUCUACAUCGGAAUUGUGGGCUAAUCCUUUUUAAAUUAUUGAAUUUGGUGUAAAUGUGCUUGACUUUUGCGUUGAUGAAGCUUCGUGUGAGUUUCCACUGAAUUCAAUCGCGGUUUGCACUUCUAUUUAAACCAACUCAAGGCUGACGGUUUGAGCUGCUACCUGCCUCGAACAAUUUUCAUUCUCUAUCGCCCAGUAUACUGUAGUUGGUGAGCUGACCAGUUAGAAUCGAAUCCUAGCCUUUUGAUGGUUCAGAAACGGCAGCACAGGCAGGGCGACGAGGAAGGUUCUCGACUUCCGAAUAAACGCCAUCAUUUCACAUCCGCUUUGUUGAAAGGGCUGAAUCAUGGCCGGACUGCUCAAGAACAUGUGUCCUGCUUGGAGCCUAUUAUCAGAAAAAUGGUUCAAGAAGCAGUGGAUCAAGCACUCAACCGGUUUAUGAGUAUUUCCUAUAGGCCCUCAUACAAUCAAGUAGAAUGCCCGGUCGUAACAAGGAGUUUGCAGCUCCAAUUUCAUAGCAACUUGCCUGAAACCCUUUUUACAGGCAACAGGCUUCUGUCUGUGGAUAGAAGUCCCAUCAAAGUUGUCCUGUGUGAUUCUGCUUCAAGGCAGAUAAUUUCGUGGAGCCCCCUCUCAUCUGCAAAAGUCAAAAUCAUCGUUCUUGAUGGUGACUUCACGCCUGAUGACCGAGAGGAUUGGAUGAAGCAGGAGUUUGACAGCAAACAAGUUAAAAACCGAGAAGGGAAAAGGCCAUUGGUGGCUGGGGAGGCGACAGUUACUCUCAAUGAUGGUGUCGGGUAUAUUGGCGAGUUGAGCUUUACGGAUAACUCAAAAUGGAGUAGAACCGGGAAAUUCCGGUUGGGGGCAAAAGUGCUGACAACCUGUGAUGAUACAAGCAUCAGAGAAGCGGUGAGCAACGCCUUCAGAGUUAAAGAUCAUCGUGGAGAGUCUUACCAGAAGCUUUACCCCCCGGCUUUGUGCGAUGAAGUAUGGCGUCUCGAGAAAAUUGCUAAGGAUGGUAAGUCACAUAGGAAGCUGGAGGAAUCUCAGAUAUUAACUGUCCGAGAUUUUUUGAAGCAUUGUGCCAGAGACCAGUCCAGAGUACGCUCGAUACUUAAGGUCUCGAACAAGACAUGGGAAACGAUCAUGAGGCAUGCCAACACGUGUAACCUAGGUGAAGAGAGGAGAACGUACAGGACUGCACAGGGGGUGCUGUUUUUCGACUCCAUAGAUAGAUUUGUUGGCGUGAUUCUUGAUGGAGAUAACUACCGUCCUGUCAAUACUCUCAAUGCUUUCCAAAUGAGGCUGGUGGAAGAUCUCAAACAGCAAGCAUAUAACAAUUUAGACAAGUGGAUCCCAGAGUCUGUUGCUGGCUUCCCGAUGCUUCUGGGAAACACAGCACCUGAGAGUUUUACAAAUCCUAACUUGGAUCUCCAUGGAAUUGAUAUGAGUGGUGGAAUGUAUGAGUUCGGGGAGAGUUCACAGUGUGCACAAGGGUUCAAUGCGACAUUCAGAAACAGCUUUGCCAUGAGUGAUCCUCUAACUCAUGGGUUCUGCAUUGAGGGGAAUGAGAGGUGGGGCUCGGAAGGUGAUUUCGUGGGGAUGGGCCUGCCAACUGAUGACCUGCCAGUGUUUCAAGUGGAGUCGUCACCAUGGCAGGGGAAUGGGCAGUAUUUUGAUCCCAUGAAUCAUGGGAUUGGGGUGAUAUCCUCGGACUCCAGCCUCCUCAUCCCCAGGAGUGGGAGUGGGAGCCCAAAAACGCGGUGGUGCAAGGUGCUGGCAGUGGUGAAGUGGCGGAUACUGGUGAGGCGCAAUGUGGCGGCGAGGAAGUGCAAGAUGUUCUACAGCUAUAUGUAAUGUAGGUGAGAUUUAGUAAAGCGAGCGCAAGAGCUUAGCUUAUAAGUAUGUAUAGGCAUAGUUGGUGUUGUAAGUUAUAAGGUUAGAGUAAGUUAAGGUGAUAAUUAUGUGCAGCGCCCGGUGAAGAUUCAGCUGCUCAAGAUUGAUAGCAGCUGCCCUUUGUAAAGCUUCCUGGGAGCUGCCUGCGUUCUUUUAUUUCUUUUUUCUUUUAUUUCUUAUGUCGUGCCGUCAUCUUCUCUUCUUUCAUUUCUCCUCAUUUUCCAGAUUGUUUGUAUAUAGUGCAAGUGAAUGAAAUGUUCGUUUCAUCUGAAA